UAAGGCGGUGACGGGGGCACAGGUACCAGGUGGCGCACCUGGUCGGGGUUAGUUCGCCGCGCACUCUCAGACCGUCGACACCGCAUCGCCUGACAUCGAUUUCACAAGCCCAUGUCGAAAAGAAUGUACCAAAAGCUGGCCGAGGAUUAUGCGAAAUUGAAGCGCAACGUGAAAUGGCUCUACCUGCUCUACGAGCUCAACACACAGAUCGCCAUCUGUGAGCCCUGGGAAAAGGUGUUCCUCAAUGUCCUUCUGGGCAGCUUUGUCUCCUUGAUCCUCUACGCUUCAUUUGCCUUUGUACCAGGAUAUUGUGUGACGGUUUUUCACCUCUUGUGGCCCCAAACAAACAUGCCAAAUCUCACCAGCACCUGCAAUGCGAAUAUCGAGGGGUUUUGUGGCAACGAAAGUGGAUCAGUAAUAACAUAAUCUUAGUUUAGCUUAUCAUAAUCAAUAAAUAAUUUUAAACAUAA
Molecule: messenger RNA, 470 nt
Organism: Drosophila ficusphila
Lineage: Eukaryota; Metazoa; Arthropoda; Insecta; Diptera; Drosophilidae
Product: serine palmitoyltransferase small subunit B
Exons: 2
Coding region: 112-426 (104 amino acids)
Source: RefSeq, a predicted model, not a curated record